Messenger RNA from Saccostrea cuccullata (small rock oyster), 639 nucleotides. RefSeq names its product hepatic lectin-like. Gene Ontology annotation, molecular function: signaling receptor activity. Bases 107 to 595 code for a protein of 162 amino acids. The transcript has 5 exons. Lineage: Eukaryota; Metazoa; Mollusca; Bivalvia; Ostreida; Ostreidae. The record is from RefSeq and is a predicted model, not a curated record.
AACUUGUUUAAACAGCACAUAGGAACCCAACAAAACAGAAAAUGUACGCCAAACUUCAACGUCUAUACUUUUUCUUCGGAACAUUAAUAGAUUACUUCAAGAGAACAUGUUAUUGUUACUUUCAUCUGAAGGGAUACGUAUAUGCAGUGAAGAAAACUAUUGUCCACCGAACUGGAAAGGGUUUAAUGGUGACUGCUACAAUUUUCUCAGUGACCUUCACAUGAAUUGGCAGCAUGCCCGGGACUACUGCAGACACAGAGGAUCAAAGUUAGUGGAAAUUGAAUCCGCAUUGGAAGACAAGUUUAUUAUACAAAACGUUGUAGCCUUCAAUUUUACAAAUAAUUGUUUCUGGCUGGGAGGUUCUAAUGACGAGGGCAGGAGAAAUUGGUCGUGGGUGACUUCGCAAAAGCCAUUUGAGUACACCAACUGGGGACCAGGAGAGCCGAAUCACUACCUUCCGAACGAAAACUGUCUCAAUCUGUUAAAUGAUCCCCUGUAUCACUAUGUUUACUACUGGAACGAUCAGUAUUGUACCAGAAGCUGUCAUCUCAUCUGUGAACAACCAGGUAACAUUGAAGGAUCAUUAGUCGGUUGAAGGAAGGCUGUUUCUUUAAUUUUUUUUUCAUUCUAAAUACACUG